UGAGUGUAAUGGCGGGAAAUAAUUCGACGGAUGUGGUGCAUUUAAACGCUGACGUUUACACGCGCAUGUAGUUAUAUUUUUUUAAAAUAGGAGAUUCUUAAUUUAAUCGUGGUUUUACUACAGUUAAAUUGUAGAAAACUUGUUUUUUUGACGGAUUAAGAUAUUUGUUACCAAAUGGUUAUUCAGGUGGUAUGCGCUAACGUUAGUUGUUAAUGAAAUAACUGACAAUUAGUUAUAAAUUGGUUUAUAUGUAAUGCUUGUUUUGUUCUCAUACCAAGUAAUUACAGUAAUAUAAUUAUAAUACAUCAUUACAUUAAAUGUAGGACUAUUUUUUUAAUAGUUAUAUAAAACUCUGUAGGUACUUUAAUUAUGAAAACCCAAACUUUUACGCCUGAUUUGAGGUCCAAAUAUGCUGCUAAAUCAUGGAAUGAAACCAUUCAGCUAGUGCGAAGAUGUAUGGACAAAACAAGGACAGAUGGUAGAGUUUGUGAGCCGAUCGCAAAGUGUCUCCAGAAGAUCAAUGAAGCACUUAAUGUGUCUUCCCUGACAGCCAUGGUGUCUAGGCUGGAGAUGAUUGCCAAGCAUAAAGGAUUGGGGUCACACUUGAGUCCCACGGAGACUGUGUGUUACCUGACAGCAGACAUGUUUUACAUUGAGGUGGUGCUACUGCUGGGGGGAAAAGUGGAAGACGUGAGGGUGGCCCAUCACGGCGAAGCUCCAGUGUCAAGUCCAUCAUUCCUUCAGUUGUUGAGGAUGAAGAAAUUUCAAGAGUUCUCUAUGAGGUUGGAAGACCUUGUGUGUUUUUACAAUAUACCAGGAGAAAGUGAUGUCAAGAUUAAAAUCUACACGGGCCUUCGGCAUCUUGAGAACGAUCUCCUAAAGAUAUCCCACUUACCAAGAUCUUUGAGAGAGAGUGACCUUCAUGUUGACCUCAUUCUGAAUGGCAGAAUUGCAAACGUCCAGCCAGCCCAAGAAGGCACGCCGAUGAAAAUAGAAUACUAUAUAAGUCGAUUAGACGUUUUAAGGGGGUUGUCAAGCACAGGUGAGGUUAGUGGUGGCCAGGUUGCCUUGGUAACCGUGGGAAGUAGUGACACCUCACACAGGCUGCAGAUGGAGUCGCUGAUCUCCACUCCCCCACAGGUUGACUUUUAUGGAUUUCCAUUGUUUCAGCCGCUGGGUGAGACUGGCUCUGCAUUACUCCCAGCUACCUUUCUCCUCAAACUACAGCCGCCAUUACCUAUGCUCGCCUCCCUCAUUGAGAAAAUGGGCAAAACAACAGAUGUUGUAGUACCAGAGCAGCACCUGCAGGUGGAGCCUUUACCACAGUUACUCAUGAAGACCGGCACAUUGCAGAACUCCAAAAGAACCUGGACAGACGACCUUCAGUUUGAUGUGCCAUUGCCGGGCUCCGAAUACCACAGUUAUGUGUUCUCGGCUGCAGAAUGGGACCACGGGUCAUGGAAAGGAGCCCUGAUUCACACAGUCCCCUUCACUCACCCCAGCCAUGUCCCUGCAUUACUGGAUAUCCUUCGCCAUCAGUCUGCCAUCAAUGUCCUGUUGGGAAGCUGUUUCAGUAACCACAAGCAUCACAUAGGUGCUGGCUUACCGUAUGACCUGACAUGUGAAGUCCUUCCAGAAUUAGACUAUUGCCUUUCUUUCACAUUCAGCCUUGAGGAUAGCGAUCACCUGGCUGUUCUUUUUGUGAUGGUGGCAGAUUCUCGUCAGUUGAGCUGCAGACUCCUGAUGCCUUACUUUGUGGAUCAUAAUCUUGAUGACUACGUAUCCAGAGUCCUCAUGCGGUGCAUGUCCAUUCCUAUAACAAUGAGAGCCAUACGCAGGACUGUUGCGAUUAUGAAGGGCCAUCCCUCACCUGACCCAUCAUGCGGUCCUGUAAUGGAGAGCACUUCUUUAACAACCCCCGUCUGUCCUGACGUAUCUGGUCCUAACAUCAUGCCUGCCUCCCAUGAGGCCGAUGGGAAGAACGGCCUCCCCUCAUCUGCAGGCUACUAUGUUAUGGCUGUUGGUUCUGCCCAAGCGGCUAACAAUGCAAAUACAGAUGCUGUUGCUAACCCUUCCCCCUGUCGUUCUCUUGGUGUCUAUUAACAUUGGGUGUCCGGUGGAGUUCCUGCAGAGCUUCUGUAGAGCAGGAAGUGUUUAUACUACAGAUUUUAAGUUAUUUCUUAGAUGCUUUUACAUAAAUAAAGAAAAACCUCUUAAAGUUUUUCAA
Messenger RNA from Triplophysa dalaica, 2227 nucleotides. RefSeq lists its product as uncharacterized. The record is from RefSeq and is a predicted model, not a curated record. Gene Ontology annotation, cellular component: mediator complex. NCBI's taxonomy places the organism in Eukaryota, Metazoa, Chordata, Actinopteri, Cypriniformes, Nemacheilidae. The coding region runs from base 370 to 2103 and encodes 577 amino acids. Gene Ontology annotation, molecular function: transcription coregulator activity; nuclear vitamin D receptor binding; nuclear retinoic acid receptor binding. The transcript has 16 exons. Gene Ontology annotation, biological process: cellular response to thyroid hormone stimulus; regulation of transcription by RNA polymerase II.